Anarrhichthys ocellatus (wolf-eel) is the source of this 10086-nucleotide messenger RNA. Its product is annotated as immunoglobulin superfamily member 10-like. Lineage: Eukaryota; Metazoa; Chordata; Actinopteri; Perciformes; Anarhichadidae. The transcript is spliced from 12 exons. Gene Ontology annotation, molecular function: protein binding. Bases 414 to 8816 code for a protein of 2800 amino acids. The record is from RefSeq and is a predicted model, not a curated record.
CACAUCCGCUGUCAUCCACACAAACGCGCGCACACACAGCGCCAGACGCGUUUGCAUUUAGCCAGCCUGCCACUUCCAGCGCUACUUUUCUUUUCAUGAGACGCACAAGAAGACCCGCUGGGCGUUACUUUAAAGGUUUUCUUGUUGUGCGGAGUUGACAAAAGUGUGACUUCACUUUUUCCUCGCUCUCUCCUCAGUGACAUCUUAUGUGACAACUUGUUUUUGGGGACUUUCUCAGUUCAACAAUCUCGGAGUUUAUUGGUGAAUGAACUGAUUCAUUGCAUAUCAAAUUUCCGAAGCGGGCAGUUGGAUUAAAACCAGUAUUUGAUGGACAAAAUGAAUACUUCUGGGAAGUAACUCCAAAGGAUUUAAAGAGAUAAUCCCAGUGCUGCUUCUCGUCUUGCGGAGUGAAGAUGAACUGGAGUGUGUGUGUGCCGCUGACUCUCCUGGUGCUGACACUUGCAGUGUCGAUGGGGCAGGCCUGUCCCAGGAGCUGCAACUGCUACCAGACCAACGAAGUCCACUGUACAUUUCGUUCCCUGCUCACCAUACCUUCUGGCUUGCCUCUACACACUCGCCGUAUAAAUUUAGGGUUCAACAGCAUCAACAGGAUCCAUAACAGUUCUCUGGCUGGGCUAAAGAAGGUGGAGCUCCUGAUGCUCCACAGCAAUGGCCUCCACCAUCUCCCAGAUGCAGCGUUCAGAGAUAUGAAAUCAUUACAGAUACUAAAGCUGAGUUAUAACAAGCUGAGAGAGAUCGCUUCAUCUCUGACCUUCUCUGGCCUGACCUCGCUGCUCCGUCUGUACUUGGAUCACAACCUCCUCCAGCACAUCCACCCCCGGGCACUGCUCCAGCUGACUAGCCUCAGGCUGCUGCGUCUGCAAGGGAACAGGCUGCAUCAGCUGCACCCUCACGCUCUGUGCACACUGUCCCUUCUGAAUACAUAUUACUUCUCUACCCUCAGACACCUGGACCUGUCCAACAACAGCCUAACCACUCUGCCCAGAGAGACUUUAGCGACAGCACCUCUGUUGGAGACUCUUGCGCUGCAGGCUAAUCCGUGGAGUUGUGACUGUAGGAUGACCUGGUUUCUCACUUGGAGUCUUUCUCAUCCAGGUUUAUUGAAAUGUCCCAGCGGCCCUCAGUGUCCAAUCUGUGCCUCGCCCAAUUCCCUUAAAGGUCAGGGCUUGCUUGACCAGACUGACCUAUCGUGCACCUCACCUGUUAUCCCCUCCCCAGGAAGAGACACAUCUUUGGAGACAGAACUUAGUGAAAUCCAAUCAAGUGAAUCCUUUAGAGAGCCUUUAGGCACUGCCUCUCUGGGUCUGUCUGACCAGCAGGGAAACAGUGUCAAUCUGGGAUGCAACAUCACUCACUCUUCUGAUUUCCACGAUAUUGCUCCCCCUCCAGAUCUCUCUCUUUCCUCCUCAUCUCCUCUCCCCCUUGCUCUGUCACUCUCCCUGGAGUGCCCUGUGGAGAAACAGAGCUAUGAAAAUCUUUGGAAGAUUCUUGCUUACUACAGUGAGACUGCGGUUCGCCUAGAGAGGGAGAUCAUGCUGAGUAAAGCCCCGGCAUUGGCCUACCGCUACAGGCAGGCAGAAGAGACAGAUGGAUAUUAUCACACUGGAGUCAAAGCUUCUGUUAAAGCCAAACCACAGUGGCUGCUACAGCCAGCCAUUAGCAUUCAGCUAAACAGAGCACAGUCUAACGGACACAAAGUCCAACUUAUAUACUCAACAAGAGUCACUGCUCAUCCGGACCCUGCUUCUCUUACCUCAACGUCAGCCCCUCCCUCUCAGCCAUGGGUGCUUAUUUCAACUAAUCAUACCACCACGGCCCUGGCGGCACUAGCAGGCAGUAAGGUGGAGCUAUCAUGCCCUCUUUUAAGUUCUGGUAACCCCAAAGUACAGUGGGUUCUCCCAGAUGGUUCCAUGCUGAUCUCCCCCUCCAUCAGCCUAGAUGGUAGGCUCCAGGCUUCAACCUCUGGAUUACUUCUACACAAAGUACAGCUCUCAGAUGCAGGGAUUUACCACUGCAUAGCCAGGGCAGGCAGCGAUGUAGAUGUUCUCCCCCUGCACCUGGCAGUGGAGGAGUCCUCUGUACCGCCUUUAGGUGAGCAAGUGGGACCUCCUGUCACCGGAAACAUUGGGGAGCCCAUCAGUCUGUCCUGCAAGGCAUCUGGUUCACCAGCAUCUCAUAUGAGUUGGGUGUUACCAGAUGGAAACAUAGUAAGGCGGGGAUUCGCUGUAUCAGGUGGGCUCACUAUACAAUCAAAUGGAAGUCUGUCUCUGUCUGACCCGUCUCAGAGGGAUGCUGGCUAUUACCGCUGCAUUGCUGUCAACCAGUAUGGUAGCGAUUCUCUGUCCAUGCAACUGGAGUUAAACUCACGACACCUCCCUCCACUUAGGACUUCAUUUCCCACAGGGCCACAGUCAGCCGCUGGCAGGUCAACCAAGAUACGAGCUCCAUUGCUAGUGGAGGAAGGAUCAGGGGAUGAAAAGGAAGAAGAAGAGAGCACUCUUUUUGGUAAUAGGAAGCACCCAAGACCUAUCCAACCUCCCCCAAACAGACGUUAUCCCACCGGAAAACCUAGAAGACCCGGACCAAGGAGAGAAGGCCCCCUGAGAAGAGGAGGAGGGCCUUUAUCAUCCAAUGACCAGAAAAGAAACCGCUUUGAGAACAGACAUAGAGUUACCACAAACAAACAAAGGAUAGACCCUCAGAAAUGGGCUGACCUCCUGGCUAAGAUACGACAAAAGACUGUUCACACUAAUAACAGCCAGCCCAUCGAAGCAGGAAAGCCCACAGCUAAACCACAGGGAGGAGGCAAAGAUGGAGACAGAGGAAAACAUGACGGACAUCAUGAUACAGAAAGCGGUAGAGCUGUGGGAGCAGGGGUGGAAGCAGAAACUGAAGGGUCAUCUGUUGAUGACACUGAUCUACAAGAGGAAAGCUUACAGCACAAUCGUUCCGUUCAAACAGAAAUACUAACACACACAGAGACAAAUACAGACACUGAAACAGAGACAGAGAUAAAUAAAGUGACAGAGGCGUUAACAGAAAUACAGACAGAUAGUGAGAACGAGACAGAGACAGAGAACGCAUCUCCACAGAAAGAGAAAGUGAGAAACCCAGAGACACAGAAAGAACCAGUCACAUCUAAGCCAAACUCAGGAACAAAUGAAAUUGUCUUAGAACCAGGAGAAGGAGGUGAGCCAGAAGCAAACACCAACCCAUCUAGGACCAGGCCUCAAAGCCCCCGGCAGGGACUCUUCCCUAAUUUGGUACCAAACUCUCGGCCUCAAAGCCCUUGGAAUUCUCGCAGAAGAAUCGGACAGCAAAGACGAAUCAUCAACAGGCCCAGGGGACGCCCUUUGACCCCACCCCGACCUUUCUCUGAUGCUACGAACCCAGGGUCACAACCUGCAACACCUGACACUACCACGGACGAAAUUAAUUUGUUGUUGCUGGCGGCAACAACCACAUCUCCAGCUAUUUCGUUGACACGGAGCGACCAUAUUUCAACUGCUCCAAAUGAUGUGGCACUGCAUCUUCCGUCUCCCCCUGUUUCUAACACUCAUGGUAACUCCACUUCAGAAUCUGCCUCCCCCUCAUUGACUCCAUCUUCCUCCACUCCAACCUCAUUAUCCCCCUCUCACACAAAGAUACAUAUAGACAUGGUGACUCACUCAGCCAACAUCCCAGACACUGCAGGGUCCACUCUUUUCAACACACCGACAACAGAACCCACUCACUCGGAUACUGCAAUCGCACAGACACAUAAGCCGCACACACGAACCAGGACACAUACACAUGGCAUACAGAGUCACACAAAAACACGCACAGCCUUAGGCAAACAUGUUGAUAGACCCCAAAGCAAACAUAGUGAAGAGCUGUGGAUGAAUUUUUCGGGUGUACCAUAUGAAUCCCACUCCUCCGCCUCUCUCCUACCCACUUCUUCCUCCAUUAUUUCCUCUACAGUCCCCAGCGCAACAACUACUGCAAAAAUCACAACAACCCCUAUUACUCAAAAGAGCCCUCAUGCUACUAGUUCUGAUGGAAGCACUGCAAGUCCAUCUACUACUACAGCUAGUGAACACACAUUUCUCACAACUACGAAUACUCCUAUGACUAUAAGUCCCAUCAUGCCUACUACAACUGCCAUUAUUAUCCCAUCAACCAGCACUACCAGAAGUACUACAGCUACUCCUACUCCUACGUCUACUACUACUACCACAACUCCUUUUCUUACAUCUACUAGUCCCACUUCCACUACUACUUCCUCAACUAGACCUUCUACUACUUAUUUUACUACUACUACCUCUACGAGUACUACAAUCUCAUUCAAAGUUAUUCCCACAACUCGUAACCCCACUACCAGUACUACCACUACCACUACUACUAAAACUACUUCUCCUACGAGUAGUACUAGAUCUGCCAUCUCAGCCAAAACUUCUCCAACUACUGCAAAUUCAGUUGUACCCAGAACAUCACCUACUACUACAACAACAACAACAACAAUAAUGAAAUCAACCAGUAGCACAGCAUCAUCCAGAGAGAGGCCGAGUGUUGUACAUGUUGAUCCCAGAAGCAGGCCUGUUUCUGGGAGUCCAAACCAAAGUCGACCCUCUACUGAGUGGAAGAACCCUGCGACCAAUUCUAUUCCUGAUUCACACAGCAGCAGGCCACACUGGCUCCCCUCACCCUCGCUCCCUGUCGCCCCUGUGGCCCCAGUAGUGAGAUCCAGACCGAGGAUUGCAGACCCACACAUCAGGACAGUGUCGUUCCCAGCAGAGAGCACUGCCAGGCUGGCUUGUGAGGCUCAAGGAGAGCCAAAGCCCUCCAUCACAUGGACUAAGGUCGCCACAGGAGCGGUGAUAUCAAUCCACUCCAGGGCUCAGCGUUUUGAGGUCUUGCCAAAUGGCACCCUUGUUAUCCAGAAUAUUCAGCCGCAGGACAGGGGCACAUAUAUCUGCAGUGCACACAGCUUUAUUGGUCGUGACAGAUUGCUAACCACCCUGGAAGUGUGGACCCGCCCCCCUCGGAUGCAGCUGGCCAGCUACAGAGAAGCUACCACUCAUCAGGGUGGAGAGGUGCACUUGGAGUGCCAGGCGGAUGGCGUUCCCAGCCCCCUGCUCUCUUGGGUUCUUCCUGAUCGUUCUGUCUUGACCGCCACUGCUCCCUCCACCAGUCGCAUCACUAUGGACAAAAAUGGAACCCUCCACAUCUCAGUAACUUUACCUAGUGACAGAGGAGUGUAUCGCUGCGUGGCCUCGAACUCAGCAGGUGCUGCCAGUGCCUCUGCUCGUGUACACGUGUCCUCGUUGCCCCCAGUGAUACAGCAACCCAGAGAGGAACACCUGCUCUUGUUUCCAGGGAGGCCUGUUUAUGCUCACUGCUCGGCCCGAGGUGCCCCGCCACCAACUCUGCGCUGGCGAAUCCCAGAUGGGACUCUAGUUCGCCCAUCCCAGUUUCUUCAUGGCAACCUUUUUGUCUUGCCCAAUGGGACACUGCAUAUUCGAGGAGUUGGGCCAAAGGACUCAGGGAAUUACGAGUGCACAGCAAGUAAUGCUGUUGGGGCUGAUAAGAGAACAGUGAGGGUAGAAAUUGAAGGUGGAGCAGAAGGAGAAAGCAGACACAUUGGAGCAAGAAGUAAAGGGGAAAAAGCAGUUGCUACUGAAAACAAAUCUCCUUCAACUUCACUUCAUAAAGACAGAACUUUGUCCAUGCCCAGCCACCCAUCAAAUCCAUUCAACUCCACUAGACUCUCCCAUCCAUCGCCCUUUGAAAGAGCCAGGACCAUGCCGCUCACCCCCAGUUCUUCUGGCUCAUCUUCUUACCCUCACCAACCCAAUUCCUCUAACUCAUCUCCUAAAAUCAAUAAAACAGAGACUGCCUCCCCCACAUACUUGACCAACGCCAACAAAACAAAACUCUCCUCUCUCUCCCCACCCUCCACUGUGCCUACAAAUAACACCAAAGUGUCGCCCGGCAUUGUAAACAACACAAGAAUUACUUCCUCUUCCUCCUCUGACAAAAUCAGAGCCUCUGCUGCUUUGCAUCCCUCGCCUGUCUCCCCCUUCAGUAAGGCCCAGAUUGUCUCCACAUCACCCUCCAUUACUGCUGUCCACUAUGGUUUUUUUUUGCAGCUCCACUGCUCUGUAACUGGCAACCCAUCACCCAUUAUCGUUUGGAGGACCCCGAACAGGAAACUGGUGGACAUGCACUUCAGUUUUGACCGUCGUCUGAAGGUAAACACUAAUGGCACCCUGUCAGUCCAGAGAGUAACAGAGAAAGAUGCCGGAGACUACCUCUGUAUUGCGCGGAACAAGGUCUCAGAUGAUUAUCGUCUCCUGCGUGUCUCUGUGGUUACCAAGCCUGCCAAGAUCGAGCCAAAGCAGCCACUCACUCAUAUGGUGUCAUUGGGCAAGCCACUGAAGGUGGACUGCCAGGCAUCAGGACUACCUCACCCGGCAGUCCGUUGGAGCCUACCGGAUGGAACCAUGGUGAACAGCGUGUUGCAGGGGGAAGACAGAGGCGGGCGAGCACAGAGGUUAACUGUGUUUGUCAAUGGGACGUUGCUGGUUCCAGCAGUAGGUAUGGGAGAAGAGGGAGACUACACGUGUUAUGCUGAGAAUCAAGGAGGUCAAGACACCAUGAAGGUCAAAGUAAAGAUCAUGAUGGCAUCGCCACCAAAUUUCUCUGAUGACAGAAGCCGCCACGUCAUCAAAGUACGUCAGGGGGCCACCGCCAAAAUUCGCUGCCAGGCCUCAGGAGUUCCUGCCCCGACAGUGACAUGGUUUUCCCCAACAGGCCGUGUCAUCCCACGAAGUUUGGGAUCUGGUUUGUAUACUGAGCGGGUUGUGGCCAUUUCAGAUGGAAGUCUGGAGGUUCGUCUGGCUCAAAAGAUAGACACGGGAAACUAUACAUGUCGAGCAAGCAGCCCAGCCGGGGAGAACAGCAUGGUGGUGGGCUUGGAUGUGGAGGCUCCUUACCAUGGACUGAGUGGCCCGGACAGAGGAAGGGGUUGGAGUACUAGCAAUGGGCCUGGCAGUGGUCCUUACAGUAGAUCAAGGGACAGCAUUAACAAUGCAGGGAUAAACCAGUAUGGAUUUACCAAUGCAGACACAAGCAAGCUUGGCAGCAAAAACAGCAGCAACAAUGGCUAUACUGAUCAUAAUGGCAGAAUAAGAAGCAUUGUUCCAAACACUAGCACUAGCAUAGCAACCAGCGGCUUUAAUCCGGCUUUUAGGAGUGGUAGUCGAGUUGGAUUAAACAGGCCAGACAGUGGAAUCACAACACAACUUGGAAGCAGUGUUAUCAGUGUUGGGGUGAGCGUGGCUAGGAAUAUAGAUAUUAAACCAGAUAACAUUGGAAUAAAUCAAAAUGGACCCAGUGUUAUGAGUAAUAGUAAUAGUGUGGGUAAUAGUCACAGCACAGUUAGAGGAGAUAGUGUAGAAAGGACUUAUAAUAAUGAAGUCAUUGCAGGAAAGGCUGUUGAUGAUGCUAACACCAGUAGAAACAAUGGCAGGAUAAGUGGUACUUCUACAAAUGUUGGAGUUUUUAGCAGCAGUGUGUCUAAUAAUGCAGCUGGUAGUGGCACACUCAGAGGAAAUGUGUUCAGUAGGAGUAGCAGCAGUAGUAGUACCAGUAUAGCUGCUAGUAAUUCAGGUUCUAAAAACUCUACUAACGCAAUUGUGGGUGUGGUAACGACAGUGAAGCAGCGAGUGGUAAAAGGCCAAACUGUUCUUUUGCCAUGUCCCUCCCAAGGCUCCCCUCCCCCUCGUCUGGCCUGGCUUCUGCCUGGUAACGGUGUGUUGCCAGCUCCUUACUAUGGCAGCCGAUACGUUGUGCACCGAAAUGGCUCCUUGGAGCUGCGAGGAGUGCGGGCAAGUGAUCGAGGGACCUUUGCAUGUGUGGUUAGAGGUGAGAGAGAACAGACGCGGAUACAGGUGGAGCUGGAGGUCUCUGAGCCACAGAACAAGGCCAGAUCUCCGCACAGGGGAGUGGUUGUGGAAAGGCCUGCGCAGGAAAGUCGUUUAAUCGAGGCGCCUCGCUCAGGGGCCUCAUUGCAUUCAGCUCAAUCCUUAAACUCAAAGCCAGUGUUGCCUGAGACGCUUCAUCCAAGAAUCCCAGUUACUCAAACGCCUCUACACAGAGCCCAGUCUUUACCUGCUGUACCUCGUCCAGUUGGGCCUCCACCCCGCUCAGCUAGCCCUGUCUCAGAGCCAGCAGUGAGCACCAGAACAGCUCCCUUGGUGAGCAUCAUUAACGGAGAGACCCUUCGCCUGUCUUGCUCCGCUUCUCACACCCAGGGCGCUCUCUCGUGGACCCUGCCCAGUGGCAAGGUACUGUCUCUGGGUGAGAGUGGUGACUCUGACAGAUACCUAGUCCAAGAGGAUGGAACACUAACAGUGCAACAGGCCUCUGUGUUCGACCGUGGCAGCUACACCUGCAGAUCCACCAGUGUCGACUCCUCCUCAGUUUCAGUCGUCACGGUUGCCGUCAUCGUCAUCGCCUACCCCCCACGCAUCACAGCAGGCCCCUCCCCUGUGACCUACACGCGGCCCGGGGUUGCUGUGGAGCUGCCCUGCCAGACGAUAGCAACACCUCGGGCAGCGAUCACGUGGGAAACACCAGACCUGACACAGCUGAGGGUGAUGGGUCAGGCUCGGAUCUAUGGCAACCGCUACCUUAGUCCUCAGGGUUCCUUGGUGAUACAAAACCCGACAAGUAGGGAUACAGGAUUUUACAGAUGCACCGCCAAAAAUGUAAUCGGUGUAGACACCCAGGUGACCUAUCUCCAUGUUAUAUAACACGGUGAAGCAAACGCACGCACGAACAUGCAGCACGAAGACAGAGACACCACCAGUCUUUUGAACUGGUGAAUGAACUCUUCUGCUGUUAACACUGUAUGUGUCCCACAUGCCCAAAGGAACUGCAAGGCUCCGUGCAGGAGAUACUGUUAAAUCUCAGAAAAGACACUACUUAUAAAUUGGUAUAUGUCUUAUGUACGUAUUUUUAAUGUAUGACUUUGUUUUCAAUACUGUAUUAUUUUUAUAUCAAGAACGCAGCAUCACGCAUGUAUGUCUGCAUAAACAAAUAAUGUGUGUUUGAGGACGGUUUGUUUCAUGUAGCUGGAGGUACACUUUUACUUGUUGUGCUUUGUUUAUUUAAACGUAGGUAUUGCUGAACUAAAGAACAAACGUGUUGGUAAUGCUGAAAGACAAACAUGCUUUACUUUGUCAGGUUGCUUUAUUUCAUUACUUUACACAUUCAUCCACUAACACUGAACUACAGCAUGUCAUACAGUAUUAUACUGACUUGGUCACAUAAUAUAAUCCAUAAUAUAAUCAGUUUAAUCUUGGUCGGCCAAAUAUUACAUUGUUUCAAAUGUUGCAAAUUGGGACUUCAUUCACCAAAAUACAACUUGGAUUUAAAAUUGCAGCUCGAUAUUUACUGUAUUAACUAUUGAAACACUUUUUGAGUUAAAAACUAAGUAAAUGAUAAACUACAUUGUGGAAAAAGUGGGAGUUUAUUGUAGUGCAAAAACAGUAACAUAUAUUGGCAGCCUUAUUUGCAUUAUACUGCCUACACAUGAAGCACAACAGACAUAAAGAUGGAGGGCUCUAGCAUUACAAUCCACCCAAACACCAGCUUCUCCGGGACUUUUUGAACCCAACUCAUCUCGUGACUUAUAUGUGGGUGUCAAACUGACAAAUAUUGUUCUUCAAAAAUCAAGUGUAUCUCACAUUCAGCCACAGUAAUGCUGUGAGAAUGUGAAAAUGUAAGAAUGUACAAAGCAUUCAUGUCAACACAACAGUCAGUUCUUUGAAGAUUGAUCUUUGUGAUUAUUUAGAUAUUAAAAAUUGCAUAAAUGUAUGUGUGGAGCCUGCCCAAAGUGUGUGCACAAAGCCAGCAGCUCAUAGUUAGCAUGUUUCCUCUCCUCUUUGAAGUUUUGAUUUUGUCCUUAAAUUAUUUGUCUUGUAAAGACUCUGUUGUAAGACGCCAGUGUUUUGUCACAAAGGGAGAAAUUGACAUUUUUGAUGUCUGACUAGUUACGAUAAAUUUGUGCUGUAUUUUGAA